AAAAUGAUCCUCACAAAUUGCGCCGCCUGUGCCGCCCCACUGGCCCACGACGCGCCGCGAUGCGUUAGAUGCCAGACGAGAUACUGCAACAAAACUUGCCAGCAUGACCACUGGCGCCGCGGUCACAAGCAGAUGUGCAAGAAAAUACACCGCGGGGGCAACGCGGAACAGUAUAAUGCAGACAAAAAAUACAAGGAGGCGGUCGCGGUCGCGGUCGAGGCGUGCGCCGACGACACGAAGGGCCAGACGUGCUACAUCUGCACGCAGGCCCUCCACUGGAAAACGAAGGAGGGCCUCGUGCGCAUGUGUGCGUGCCGCGGGACGGCGGGCUUCGCGCACGUGUCGUGCUUGGCGGAGCAGGCGAAGAUUUUGAUGGACGAGGUCAAGGAGAACAAUUUGGGCCCCGAGGCGUUGCAGGCGAGGUGGGUGCGAUGGCACACGUGUAGCCUCUGCGAGCAACAAUACCACGGUGUCGUAAAGUGCGCGCUCGGGUGGGCGUGUUGGAGGUGGAUUUACGCGAUGGCGCUCUACAUGGACACCGGCGCCACGCCUGGCGAUCUCCGCGAGGCCGUGACGACGCUCGAGGAUCUGGUACCGAUCGCACGGCGCGUGUUUGGCGGCGCGCACCCGUUAACGGUGAGUAUUGCGGGUUGCUUGCGAAACCGAGAAUCAGUCCGCGGCCGCAUAAAGCCCUUGCCGUCGCCGAGGUAGCUGCUCUAGGUCGUAAUUACCAUAAUAAGACUUA
Messenger RNA from Pelagomonas calceolata, 745 nucleotides. NCBI's taxonomy places the organism in Eukaryota, Pelagophyceae, Pelagomonadales, Pelagomonadaceae. The record is from the annotation of a GenBank genome assembly.